CUGAUUGAUAAUAAACCGCCACCUGCUCCCUUGCAACAGCUCCAAACAACUUUUUAAUCAGGAGCAGUAGCAGACUCAUAAUCCACGAUACUACGGAGUAACCACUUCUUUGGAUCUAAAGUCGUCGCAUUCGAGAUCUUCACACAUCCACCACGAUAUCAUUGAUACUGGUUGUGCAACAGCAAUUAAGUACGCAGCAACACGCCUCGAUCUGAGCAUACCGUGUCAUAAAGCAUCAAAAUGUCGAACAUCAAGGAAAUGACGAGCAUCCCGGAAUGGGAGAACCAUAUCGAAACACUCCCGCCGUCGACACUUCUCAUCAUGUCCUUCCAUGCGCCUUGGGCCGCCCCCUGCGCCCAGAUGGCAACCGUCCUGUCCACGCUCGCCGCCGACUACCCUGUCACGGACCCUCCCCAAACGUCCUGGGUGUCGAUCAAUGCCGAAGAACUAAGCGACCUCAGCGAAGCCUAUAACGUUACUGCCGUUCCGUUCCUCGUCCUGAUCAGGAACGGCAAAGUCCUCGAAACCGUUAGCGGAAGCAGUGCGGUCAAGGUGCGCAACGCCAUCGAGACACAGGCCAAGAAAUCCGCCGGCUCGGCUGGCCCCACCAGUGCAAACGGUGUUGAGACGAGCGACGCGAACGCAGUUAGCAAGGCGGCGCCGGCGAAGACGGAGGAACCAGUAGACCCGGAAGAGGCAAAGGAAGAACUUUUUAAGCGGCUUGGGGAGCUGGUCAAGGCCGCGUCGGUGAUGCUGUUCAUGAAGGGAACCCCUAGCUCCCCGGAGUGCGGCUUCUCGCGACAGAUGGUGGGCAUUCUGCGGGAGCACUCGGUCAAGUACGGCUUCUUCAAUAUCUUGGCCGAUGACGAGGUACGGCAGGGUCUGAAGGAGUAUGCGGAGUGGCCCACAUACCCCCAGCUGUGGAUCGGGGGCGAGCUUGUUGGUGGGCUAGAUAUCGUCAAGGAGGAGCUGGAAAACGACCCUGAGUUCCUGGCACCUUACAGCGUCAAGUCGAAUGCCGACAACGUCGCAGAUUCAUAAGUCAAGUUGUGUAAAAAGAAAAAAAAAGGGGGCGGGGCGAUGGAGGCCCCGUUGACCACGCGCCCUUCUGAUGAGCGUCGCCUUGGGAGUUCAAGUCGGCCACAUAUAUAUGGCUCACUAACAACGGCGAGACAACCCACGGGUGGCGUUUGACCCGCGCCUGAGGCUACUACACCUCCCGUUCUUCAUGAUGCAUUGGCAUUGGGUCGUUGCGCAGGGUUCCCGAAAGACGAAAAUUCAUGGCUACGUUUCGAGCCCGACGUUUGGAGCCACACGAUACC
Sodiomyces alkalinus F11 is the source of this 1322-nucleotide messenger RNA. Its product is annotated as glutaredoxin. Lineage: Eukaryota; Fungi; Ascomycota; Sordariomycetes; Glomerellales; Plectosphaerellaceae. The record is from RefSeq and is a predicted model, not a curated record. Gene Ontology annotation, molecular function: 2 iron, 2 sulfur cluster binding. Bases 241 to 1041 code for a protein of 266 amino acids. The transcript has 2 exons.